CUGUUUCGCCGGCCGCUGCCGGCCGCCCUCCCCUAUAUAAACCCACCAGCUCUCCUCUUCAUCACAGCGUGACACACCUGCUCCGAUCACAACGAUCACCAAGCAAAGCAAGCUCUCGAGUACACCAAGGAGGCAAGACAAAAUCAGGCGGCGAGAACCGGAGAAGAAGAAGAACCAGCAGAUGGCCGGUGCGGCGAAGGCGUCGUGGAUGGUGGCGAUGAGCGUGGGCGCCGUGGAGGCGCUCAAGGACCAGGCGGGGCUCUGCCGCUGGAACUACGCGCUGCGCUCCGCCCACCGGAACGCCAAGGCCAACGUGCGCAGCUUCGCGCAGGCCAAGAAGAUGGCGCCGGCGGUGGCGGCGGAGCGGCGGCGGGCGGACAAGGCCGAGGAGGGGAUGAGGAUGGUCAUGUACUUCAGCUGCUGGGGGCCCAACUGAGCUCGUCGGCUUUCGGCUGUCGGUCUCUGUUUUGGCUUUCGGCGACUGAGCUCGGCUUCAGAUCUGGGCUGGCCGGUUGCCAGAUUGUAACAUACUACGAUGAUGAUGAUGAAAAGUUCUCUCACUCGGUUUCAGUACAUGAAUGCCUAUCCUACUGUACUGGAAUGGGAAAUAAAAUUGCUCCAGUUUAUAACAA
Molecule: messenger RNA, 632 nt
Organism: Panicum virgatum (switchgrass)
Lineage: Eukaryota; Viridiplantae; Streptophyta; Magnoliopsida; Poales; Poaceae
Exons: 1
Coding region: 182-436 (84 amino acids)
Source: RefSeq, a predicted model, not a curated record